Molecule: messenger RNA, 1681 nt
Organism: Oldenlandia corymbosa var. corymbosa
Lineage: Eukaryota; Viridiplantae; Streptophyta; Magnoliopsida; Gentianales; Rubiaceae
Source: the annotation of a GenBank genome assembly
CUCGAAACAAGAACCGAGAAAAAAAAAACACAUAAUUCUGCCCAAAUUCAACCUUCCCAGUUUCUUUCUUCCUCACCUUCCCCAAUGCAUAAUCGAUCAGGAAACCCACUACCCCAUACAAAUUUGCCUGAAUUAAGUCAACCACACAAUCAAAAUGUUCCAGAUAUAAACUGUUUCUUCAGGGCGGUUUUGAAAUGGGGGAUGGGUAGAGAUGAAGAUGGCUCGGAAAAAUGGUUGUGUUUUUCCAGCAGAUGAAGGUGGAAAUGGUGGCGGUUCUUCACUGGACAAGAACCCAACUGGGUUUUGGAGAUGGAUGGUUAUAGAUGCUUCUGGGCAGGAGAAGAUUUUGGAGGCGGAUAAGUACUCGAUUAUUCGUCGAAUGCAAAUUCAUGCUCGUGAUUUCCGAAUUCUUGAUCCUCUUUUGUCCUACCCAUCAACGAUUCUUGUCCGUGAAAGGGUUAUUGUUCUUAAUUUGGAGCACAUCAAAGCUAUUAUCACACCUGAAGAGGUGUUUUUUCGAGCUCCAUUUGAUGAAAAUGUAGCUCCAGUUGUUGAAGAACUUCGAAGGCGAAUUCAAAGUGAGAGGGCAAUUGCAGAUAAAAGAGAAUCAUCAACCUUACAUGAGAGGGAAAUUGCAGAAGAAGAUGACUCGCCUUUCGAAUUUAAGGCCUUGGAGGUAGCAUUGGAGGCCGUAUGUAGUCACCUUAAUGCCCGCAGUACAGAAUUGGAGGCUGCUGUCUAUCCUGCUUUAGAUAUGCUUACAUCAAAGAUUAGCAGUAGAAACUUAGAAAGACUUCGUAAGCUGAAGAGUCAGAUGACUAGAUUGACUGCUCGGGUGCAGAAGGUGAGGGAUGAGAUUGAACAACUUUUAGAUGAUGAUGAUGAUAUGGCUGAUCUUUACUUGUCGAGAAGGAUAGUCAGUGAAAUUCCUGAAAUGAGUGGUUCGAGUGCUGUAAAUCAAUCUAUUUAUUCUCUCUCAGUGGAACCGAAAAUAUCUCGAGCUAGCAGGAUUAGUUUAGCCUCUUCAUAUGGUGAUGAGAAUGACGCCGAGGAAGUUGAGAUGUUACUUGAGGCUUAUUUCAUCCAAAUUGAUGGCACACUAGACAAGUUAGCUACGCUUCGUGAAUACAUUGACAGCACAGAGGAUUACAUUAACAUUCAGCUUGACAGCCAUCGCAAUCAGCUGAUUCAGCUAGAUUUCUUUCUAAGUACUGGAACUGUAAGCUUAACAAUCUUCGCAUUGGUAACUGGAAUAUUCGGGAUGAACAUACCUUAUACCUGGAAAACCGGCCACGGAUACCUGUUUAAAUGGGUAAUUUUGCUAACAGGCACCUUUUGUGUUUUCCUCUUCAUGUCUGUUGUUUCGUAUGCUCGUUAUAAAGGGCUUGUCGGAUCAUCAUGAGUGAGGUCACUUCUGGAUUCAUAUUGCAGAAUUCAAGAACUCCACUUCCCUAGCCACAUGUUCAGUCAUUGCAUGAUGAUGCAGAAGAGUACUUGAAAUUAGAAAAAGAUUAAAUAAACCAGAAUUUUUUAUGGGAUUAAGCAAAAUGCAUUUCAGGGACUUUGUCCCAACAAUUUUAGUGCAAAAAACAUUAUAUUGUGGCAGAUUUUAGUAGUAUAUUUUUAAAUACACGUGAAAUGAAAUUAUGAUACUAAAAAAUAAUAAUAUACAAAAUUCGCC